AAGCGGAUGCUUAGGGAGGUGCUUAGGUGAUUUUGAAAAAAAAAAGAAAAAGAAAAAUAUGUAUUACCUUAAGCGACGGUGCUUAAUUAAGCGGAAGAAGCGUCGGUGCUUGGUGUACACGUGUCAUAAGACGCGUUUAUCUCAGAAAGGAGGAGUCAUCUUCUCUCGUUCUCUCGCGAUUCCGUGGUUCUCGAUUCAAACCUCGACGGCUCUGCGAUUCCUCGUGAUACCUCGAUUGACUCCGGAUCUCUCUUUCUCUUCUUCGACGAAUCCCCGUUUCUAUCGCGAAACCUCGACGACUCCGCCUCGUUCUCGCGAAACCUCGACGACUCCGCCUCUGUCUCCUGAUCUUCCCCCGACAAUGAAGCAGUCGGCGUUUCUCUCGGUGGACUCCUCGUCUCCGUCGCUCUCCUCCACAGUGCUGUUGUCUCUCUCGGUGGAUCUCCUCGACGGUGACAAACUUGUACCUCUCUCUUGGUGGCCGUCUGCGAGGAAACCAAAUCGGAAGUUGCAUGGAUCAAGGACGCUGAGGAAGGUUCGUCACAGCACAGGAUUGCAUUUGGUGGAGCCAUAUAGCUCGUGCCAUAGUGAAUCUUGAAGAUGGUUCCGUUUCUAUGAGGAAAUGGGGUCGCAAAAUCAGGGAUUUUCGCCAUCAUUCCACCGUAAGGAAUCAAAAGUAUAGAUGCAACGUCUACUUCAAUCAAUCUUUUGAACAUUUCUCUAAGCCCUAAAACAGGAAUAGGUUCUUUAGCGAAAUCUGACUUUGCUUUGAAGUAAUUUUUUCCAAAAGGCGUCUUGGGUUCAAGCAAAACUUCAAUAGGGGAAGGCGUCGGGAAUCCAGCAUUGAAAACAAUGGAAUCUAUCCAGCUCAUUUCGAAACAGUCCACCUCCGUUAACCCUAAUUCCGGAAAAUCCUUCUUCAUAAUCUCCAUCAAGGUGCCUUUCUCGCCAAGAAACUGACCUGUGUAAUUGGAUGUCACAGUCUUGUUACCCGUAACUCUGAACAACACUCGUAUGUGGAGCUCCUCAACGAGGUUUUACGCAAUUCGUUGCCAUUUAGAAAGAAUCUUGAAUCCUGUGUCUUCUUCUAGCGUUUUGAUGAUGUUAAAAACAGUUACGGUCUCAGGAACAGGAACAAGCUUGAUCUUCCAUGCUACAAUUAUCCCAAAACUUCCUCCACCACCUCCUCUAAUUGCCCAAAACAAAUCCUCUCCCAUGGAGGUUCUGUUAAGUAAUUUACCAUUUGCAUCGACAAUCUUUGCGUCUAGAACGUUAUCUGCAGCAAGACCAAACUUCCUGAGCAUUGAACCGUACGCACCACCUGUUAUAUGCCCACC
Messenger RNA from Brassica rapa (field mustard), 1337 nucleotides. RefSeq lists its product as uncharacterized. The record is from RefSeq and is a predicted model, not a curated record. Lineage: Eukaryota; Viridiplantae; Streptophyta; Magnoliopsida; Brassicales; Brassicaceae.